Thamnophis sirtalis is the source of this 396-nucleotide messenger RNA. The record is from RefSeq and is a predicted model, not a curated record. Lineage: Eukaryota; Metazoa; Chordata; Lepidosauria; Squamata; Natricidae.
GUAGAUGUAAAACUAACAGCCCGCUAUCACAACAAAUUUCUCAGUAUUCCGGGGACUAAGCCACAGAAGUGUAAUGAAUGUGGUAUGGCCUUUGUGACAGUGGGGGAACUUUCCCACCACAAGCGAUAUAAACAUACUCUGGAGAAGCCCUUUAAAUGCUCCAUCUGUAACUACUGCAGCGUGGAGGCCAGCAAAUUGAAGCGCCACAUUAGCUCACAUACAGGAGAACGUCCUUACAGUUGUACGGUGUGCUCCUAUGCUAGUAGGGACACUUACAAAUUGAAAAGACAUAUGGUAACUCACCCAGAAGAAGGCAGUGUGGCUUUGAAAACUAUUCGAGAGCAAAGCAGUCAGUACAUCAAUGCCAUCUUUGAUGGGUUUAUUCCCAGGGUUUGA